Molecule: messenger RNA, 1408 nt
Organism: Coprinopsis cinerea okayama7#130
Lineage: Eukaryota; Fungi; Basidiomycota; Agaricomycetes; Agaricales; Psathyrellaceae
Product: nuclear pore protein seh1
Exons: 4
Coding region: 1-1338 (445 amino acids)
Biological process (GO): cellular response to amino acid starvation; positive regulation of TORC1 signaling
Cellular component (GO): nuclear pore outer ring; Seh1-associated complex
Molecular function (GO): protein binding; structural molecule activity
Source: RefSeq, a predicted model, not a curated record
AUGAUCCAGACAGGACUCAUCCCACAUGCGCACAACGACCUUGUGACUGACGCUGUAUACGAUUUCUAUGGUUUACGAUUGGCGACAUGUGGACUUGACCAAAGGAUAAAAAUCUGGCAAUUGGACGAAUCGAAUGGGACUUGGAGCGUAGAGGACGACUGGAAAGCGCACGAUGCUACGAUCUCCAAGUUGAGCUGGGCGCAUCCAGAGUUUGGGACUGUGAUUGCGUCGGCUGGGUUUGAUAGGGUUGUCAAGGUUUGGGAGAGGGUUGGGGGAGCUGCUGGUGGUGGCGGAGGCGAUCAGCAAGGCUCGAGUUCUGGAGCGGGUGCUGGGAGUACGGGGCCUUCGAGCUCGAGGUGGGUCGAGAAGGCUGUUUUGCCUGAUGCACGGGGGACUGUACGAGCUGUCGAAUUCGCGCCUCACCAUUUCGGACUCAAGCUGGCAACGAUCUCCUCAGACAGCGUCCUGCGAAUCUACGAAUGCCUCGAACAACCGACGCUUUCGGGGUGGCAGCUCCUCGAAGAGAUCGACGUGAACAACCUCGUGCCGGGUCCCUCGCCUUCACACCUCUCGCGCGUGCAAAGCGUCGCACUCGCCACCCCGACGCAGACGAUGUCCAUGACGGGCAACGCGUCCAUCCUCGACGGCGCCGCGCAGGCUUUGCAACAGCAGCAGCAGCAGCAGGGCAACCUCCUACCCCUUUCUCGACAGCACGGCCUGGGGAACAGGGAAGCGGACGGCGGGUGGACGAUUUCGUGGUGCAAGGACCGGUAUUGGGGCGAGGUUAUCGCUGUCGGGUCGGGCACGAGUGGGGUUGUGAAGAUUGUACAGCUCAACCCGAGGCGGUCGAUCGUCCUGCUCACGCUGGAUCCUAAACCGCAGCAAGGGGGUGGUACCGGGCCAGCCGCCACGGGGUCCGCCGCGCCGACUCAGGGAGGAGGGGACGCCACUUCCCAAGGCGCGGGAGUAGCUAACUUUGCUGUUACGUCCGUCGCGUGGGCGCCGUCGUGCGGGCGGUCGUAUCACCUAGUUGCUACUGGGAGUCGAGACGGCCAUGUAAGGAUUUGGAAACUCAAGCCUCCUCCGGAGGAUGCUGAGCUGCAGGAAUGGAGUGCUACUUCUGUUGCUGAUUUUGAUCAACACAAGUCGGCGGUUGGGAAGGUGGAGUGGAAUAUUACUGGGACUGUUCUGUCUUCGGCGGGGAAUGAUGGAAGGAUCAGGUUGUGGAAGGCGACGAUUGGAAAUGUGUGGAGGCCUGCUGGGAGUAUUGGUGUUGAACAGUCCAACCCGGACGACGCGGGAGCCAAAGAUGGCUCCAAAGAUGUGGAGAUGAGUUGAUAAAAUUCUAUACCCCCGUUGUAUUUUACCCGCCCGCUUGAAUGAUGCAGAUACUCUGAUUCUAGCCGAA